Messenger RNA from Phycodurus eques (leafy seadragon), 3742 nucleotides. RefSeq names its product centrosomal protein 120 (gene cep120). Gene Ontology annotation, cellular component: centrosome; centriole. The transcript is spliced from 18 exons. Bases 174 to 3110 code for a protein of 978 amino acids. Lineage: Eukaryota; Metazoa; Chordata; Actinopteri; Syngnathiformes; Syngnathidae. Gene Ontology annotation, biological process: interkinetic nuclear migration; positive regulation of centriole elongation; centrosome cycle. The record is from RefSeq and is a predicted model, not a curated record.
AACUUGACAACAAAGCGGCUUUUCCCUUUUCCAACGGACAAUCUCAAGAAUCUUUGUUUUCUUCGCAAAGCUCACCUUCAACAACAUUUUUUCAGUCACCUCGACAAAGUCCGGGCAUUGUAAAGGCAGUCUCGCGCCCCCCCCACAAUCUUUUUGCUCGUCCAGAUGUCAACAUGGCCCCGAAGAGCGAGCAACUUCUCAUCGUGUUGUCCAUCCUCGAAGGUCGCGAUUUCCCCAAGCUCCCUCGGCUCAGACUGGAGGUUCAGGCGAGCUUCGACGGUGAGCAGCUAACCACCGACCCUGUGGAACACCUGGACCAGCCACACUUCAGUACGGAGCUGGCCUGGGAGCUGGACCGCAAGAUGUUGCACCAGCACAGACUGCAGCGGACCCCCAUCAAGCUCCAGUGCUUCGCUGUGGAACCCAGCAGCAGCAGCAGGGAGAAUGUGGGCUACAUCGUGCUGGACCUCAGAUCCGUGCAGGAAGUCCCACAGGACCCUCACUGGCACGCUCUGCUGAGCAGCAAAUACACCAAGAAGAAGCCGUCGCUUCUCCUCAGCAUGGUGCUGGAGAAUGACAGCAAGUCCACGCUGCCGUCGCUGCCGCCGGCCACGCCGCAAUCACCCCAAGAAAAGAAGGCCCAAAAAGCACCCCGCUCGACCUGCCCUCCAGUCUCGAAGGCUCUCCCGGACAAGCUGGAGGCGGUCCUGGUACCUGAGCAGGGUUACCAUCAGGUGGGACCUGACAACGUCGCAACUGACAUGUUUGUGCUGUCUGUCACCGUGGCGUUUGCCGCCAAACUGGAACAGUUAAUCCCCACCACGCUAAAGCUGUCAUCAGAGGACGCUGGCUUCUUCUUCUUCUACACUCUGCUGGGCAACGACAUCACCAGCGAACCGUUCCAGAACCUCCUGACACCAGACUUCCAGCCCGAGCGUGCCUCUGUGCGCAUUUGUAGCAGUGAGCGCGUCCUGCGGACCUUCAUGUCACAGCAGCCACCUUUGCAGAUCCACCUUUGCUGCGGCACGCACUCGCUGGGCAGCGCCGACGUGCCCCUGGCCACGCUGGCCGGGCUCGCCGUGGACCUGGAGGAUGGGGCAGCCACGGUGGAGGGCGUGUUCACGUUGCAGCUGCCCUCCCGUGUCAAGCGCUCUCUGCCGCCGCUCCCUGCCGACCUACAGCCCAACGUCAGCGUGGCCGUGACACUGCGCCGCGAGGAUGUGGUGCCGCAACUACAGGCUUUGUCUAACAAAGAAGGAAGUAAGACAAACACGUGCGCUGUCGUCGUUUCCGCAGCUGAGGGCCAACUUGCCAGUUCAACUCCGUCCCGAAACCCUCCUGAUGUUGCGUCGUUGCCUCCUCAAGUCGCUCAGCCUCCCUCGCGCAUCCACCAAGAGGCGGAGAACCAGCAGGAGGCACUGUCGCACGACGUGGAGGCGCUCGCCCCGAAUCAGGCCCAGGGAGACGGCGCCACUUCCUCAGUCCUCAUCUGCCCCUCCAAACCAUCUAUUCCGCCGUCUGCGCAUCAUUACUGUUUCUCUCUGGACAUUUGCAGCCUCAGACAGACCGGACUCACUCACACCAUCGCCGCCACGGUCAGGUACUCGUAUGAAUUCUUCGGUAGCGCAGUGCCCGUGAUGACCAGUCGCCCCGUGGAGCUGCACAGAAACACUGACUUGUCUCUGCCGCACUCGUAUUGUGCCUUCGACUUUGCUGCCAUGCCACAGCAACUGCAGGACACCUUCCUCAGAGUUCCUCUGGUAUUGGAACUGUGGCACCAGGACACCAGCAGCACCACGGAUCUCCUUAUUGGCCGUGCCUCUCUGCAGCUGUCCUGCCUCCUCGCUGCCGAGAGGAGCAGACAUCCAGCGAGCAUGAGGGAGGCAGCUUGGCGCCAAACCCAUCAAGACCGUGUCCCCUUCUUCUCCACUCUAAGUUCCAAUGAGAAAGUGGCAGAGCUGAGUUAUGCGGCAACGCUGGACGACUUUGGACUUGUUAAUGUGAAGGACAUCCCCGUGUCCGAUUCGGCACAGAAUGAACCCGCGGCUCCUCUCCAGGAAACACCCACCCUCCCCGCGCCACCCACUGGGCCACCUGCGCCUCCCCCCGUGCCCACAGGCCCGCCGUACCCCCGAGACACCAUGGAGUACCGUACGGCCCUGGAGCUGGAACUUUGGAAGGAGACUCAGGAGGAUCUGUUCAAUGAUCAGCUUCGGAAGAAGGAGUUUAGUCACAUGCAGGCUCUGGCAGAGGAGUGGAUGCGACGGGAACACGAGAGGGAAGCCUGGGUGAAAAAGAAGGAGAUGGAGUGUAGUCGUUUGGAGGAACAGCUUCAGAAGACUCUGGCUGAUCUCGAGAAGAAAGAGAAACAUCUGAUUGAAGCCGAGCUAAAGACCCAAAGGCUGCAGCGAGACUUGCGUGCCGAGCACAAGCUGACCCAGCAGGAGGCACAGGAGACCAUCAGGAGACUGCAGCUGGAGUGUGACCACCGGAUGGCGCUGGAACGAGAAAAAGCACGCCUGAUGGAGGAGGAGCGAACGCGCCUGCUCAAGCAGAUCACAGAUGGAGAGAACCGCUACAAGCAACUGGAGAAAGACUUCCUUCACCUCAGGGAACAGCAGAACGUCAGACCCGAAGUCCGCCUGCAGACCGAGAUCAAAAUCCUGUCUCUGGAGAAGGUGGAGCUGGAGAGGAAGCUGGAGUCCACCACCAAGUCGAAACUUUACUACAAGGAGCAGUGGGGACGCGCGCUCAAGGACCUGACUCGCUUCAAACAGGAGAAUGCCAUGAUGCUUCUGAAGAAGCAGCAGGCGGAGAUGGACGCCAUGAGACUGCGCUCCGCGGCCACCGAGGAAAAGGAGGCGGUCCGACAAGAGCGACAGGAACUGGGAGACAUCAUGAAUCAACUCAACAGGUUGAAGCAGCAGGGGGAUAUAGGCCCGGCGACCUCAGCCCCGGCCCCCAGUUUGAACCAUAACACCGAGGAGCACCUGAGCCGCCUUUUGGAGGAGCGUGACACGCUUCUCCGGACUGGCGUCUAUGGACACGAUGACCGCAUCAUCGCAGAGCUCAACCGGCAGAUCGGCGACGCCAUGGCUGGCGCCAGCUGACGGCCAGUCGAUGCACAGGCAGGUUAGAUCAGAGCAGGAAACGUGUUGCACUCAGGGAAGUGUUAGCCACCUUAUGCUAGGCUAGGUUAAUCCUGACAGCUUUUUAACUUGAAAGUACCAUGUUAAUAAUCACAAGGUCUUUCAUUUAUUUAUAUGGGUUUUGGUGUCACGUGACAGAAGGCGCUACGGCCUUGCCGAAGACAUUUUCUUGUAAAACCUAACUUUCCGUUCUUGAUUUUCAGAAUUUAAUUAUCAAUAAAUGGGACGAUGUUUGCAUACAAGGAGGUAUGUGUCUGGCCUCCCAUCUGAAAUUAAACAACCAAGUCAAUUUUCUAUCUGAAUAUUGAUGAAAAUCCGUCCAAUUGUGACAUCGUAAUUUGGCUAAUUUACAUAAUCACGCCCUUCAUCGAGUUUCUUCACCCAUUACUCGGCAGCUAGACUGGGUGAAGAACCACCAUUUCCAAGCGACUACAUGGAAGCACCAUCAAGCCAAAGCCAAAAGGUAAGCAGAGCUGCACUGUGUGUUACCAGCAUAAGCGGCACAUACUCAAAUGUUCGAAUAAGUUGUCGACGUGGUGGCGCAGAGGUGUAUUUGUGGCCGCUGCGUGCACGACAAUAAGUGACAAAGUGUA